This is a messenger RNA of Saccostrea echinata, 2348 nucleotides long. RefSeq lists its product as uncharacterized. The coding region runs from base 155 to 580 and encodes 141 amino acids. The transcript has 2 exons. NCBI's taxonomy places the organism in Eukaryota, Metazoa, Mollusca, Bivalvia, Ostreida, Ostreidae. The record is from RefSeq and is a predicted model, not a curated record.
CGGGAAACGCUAUUGGCAGAACAAGAAACGGGGUUGGAAAAUAAAAGCCGAAGCAACAGUCGGUCUGUCGCGGCGGCGAGUGACGGUGUUGAAGACUAACAAUAAUAAUAAUGAACCUUGAUACUUGGUAAGGAGUCGCGGAAGAGGAGCUAAAAUGGUUCAAAUAUUUUAUUACGAAAAUCGAGGAAAAUGUUGUCGAAAAGUUUUCAACUACGAAGGUUACCCAACGAAGGUGAUGCUGUUUCCUUACGAGGGAUGGGCACAUCCGGUUCCUGUGACGUAUUGGACAUUAAAAACCUAUUGGUGGAACCGAUCACGGUGUAAAAUCGUAGAGGUUUCCGGAACAAAACGAAGAACGACAAAGGCAAAAAUGUCUGACAAAGGAAGUGGCGCAAUGGUUAUAUCGGGAAAAUUUAAAAACACCCCUAGUCCUGACUUUCGAAUGACUUUGACGACAAACAUUUCUAACGAAGAUUUUCAGCUGGGUUACUGUGUGACCGGGACUUUAGAGCGAGGGGACAAAAAGAAGGGCGAUCUUCAACUCGCACAAUUUGCCAUGGUGAAACGCCGUGGAUACUAACCCAAAGAUGAACUUCUAUCUCAUUUAUUUUAAUCAAAAGAUCCUGGCUCUAAUUCUGACCACGAAAAUCAAUAUCGACAAUAGAUAUAAGUGCUGUAUUAGAAGCAUGUAGCACGCCGAGACACAUAAAAACUGCUUAAGAAGAAGCACAAAGACAUCCUCUGCCUCAAGCUAAGAAAAAGGAGUUGGGGGCUUCACAUUCCAUUUCUCAUUUCUAUAAGAAAAUAUUCUGUUUUAUUUCGCCUAUAAAAGGGACACUCAAGACAGACGUCUCCCUCCGACAGCCAUUUUUAUCUUUGUACCAGAUAAACUUAUUAGAGAGCCGCUGUUGAAAAGUGUGAACUUUUGAGCGUGAUAUUGCAUAUCAGAGAACUCAUUUAUGUCGCAUGAAAUGCACAUCUUGAUAAGUAUUCCAUUUGAUGUUUGUGAUUAAUUACUCUGUUUGUGUUCCUGUUACCACAUAACGUUUGACGUUGCCAUUAUACCUGUGUCGGUAGUUAAAAGUGGUGCUUGUUAAUUAUUCAUCGAUAUGUAUAAGUUUGACGAAAUGUAAAAUAUUCCAUGAUUUUCAAUAAACUACAUAGUUCCUUUACAGACAAUGAAAUAUGCACGAGCCAUCAGACAUUCCAAGAAAAAGGUGUGCAGAUUACCUGUUUGAUAAGAUACGACUGUGAUGUUAUCAGGUGUCUCCAUCAAUUGUAAAUUACUGUCGAUUUCUCAUCAAGUCUCAGACUCUGUAACGUCACUUUAGAAUUCACAGCUUUACUGCUUCUGUGAUUGAUGUUUCUGCUUUAUUAAAAUAUUCCCAUUUCAUAUAAAAAACAAACAAACUGAAAUGUUACCGUUUAAUGUUUGUGUACAGAAAAUGUUUAAUAACUAACUUUUCUGGUUGUGAAAUAUUCAGAAAAUUGUUACACCUUGUGAAUACCAGGAGACAAAGUAAACUUUAUUGAACACAAUUUCAAACUGCUUAAAUUGGAAGUUGGCAUCACAUGAUAAAAAAAAUGGACAAAAAAAAAUGAAAAGCGCUUUUAAAAUCAAUUUUCCAAAGAAAUAACAAAAAAAAAAAUGUUUCUUUAAACAAAAUUGAAGUUUGAAACUCGCAUGCACAAUUAUUGUUUUCUUGAAAUACGAUUUUUUGUGCUUUUUGGCUUCCAUUUCUUACGAGCUAACAUCACCAUCGCUUUUCAUUCGUAUCUGUCUGAGACUUGCAUUUUAAUUUUUAUAUCAACCUACAAGAUACAUAAUUAUUAUAAUAGCUUAGUAUAAUUUAAAUUAUGAAAUUUUAUUGUACCAUUCAUUCUGCACACACUCCAAAAUCGACUGAAGAAUAGCAAAAAUUGUAAUAUAUUAGCAAGAAUGUCAAACUCACAGACCAAGUCACAUUAUUUUUGCAUAAGGAAAAACUGAUACUUCAGAAUGUAAACAAAUACAUGUAGAUUCAUUGUAAACUUUAUGAGGAAAAAAUAUAUAUAUUGGUUUCUUUUUAUGUGUUUUACAAUUCUUACAGGUACAUGUAUAAAUUUCUUGCUUUAUUCUAGUCAUUUAACGAUUGAUUAUAUAUCUGAUCGUCUGGAAAUUAAUCACGUCAUUUCCUGUGUUGAUAUUUCUUUUUCCGGCCCCCAUUGUCUUCCCAUGCAUCGUGUCAUAUGGUGUCUUAUCCACUUGCAUGUUCGCUAGAAUUAUUGAACUUUACUGUCGGGCAUUGUGACUGUUUCCAGACAUGUACUAUUUAUAAUUGAAUAAAUAUUAUGUUAUCAAUACUGUU